CAGCUGUCAAACAGAAACAAAAGGAACUUCAACUGGAGCACAUCCAAGACAAUAGCAACAGCAGCAGCAGCAGAAUCUAGAGCCGAUUACAAAUUCACUAUACAAAAUGAAGCUCACAUUGAUCCUGGCACUUUUGCUGGCUACAAUCAGCCUUAUACAGGCAGCACCUGGGAGCAAUCCCUAUCAGGCCAUCCAGUCUGCCUACGAUCUCAGCGGACACCCCGUGAGAGAGAAGCGUGCGAGCUAUCAGGACGACUAUUACAUCUGCUAUCCAAGCCGUGUGGUCUACGACUUCCAUAGCAUUCCCAGAUCCCUGGGCACACGUCGUCGUUACAAACCUCCAGACCAAGAGGUGGACUUACUCUAAGACUUGAGGAACACAGAUGGGAUACAAGUAAUAGUCAUUAGGAUACGCACAGGUGUUAAAAAUACUACAAUUAUUUAUUUAUUAUUAUGUGUACUAGAUAAAAAUAAAGAAAUUAAGAAACCUAAACUAAAA
Messenger RNA from Drosophila mojavensis, 499 nucleotides. RefSeq lists its product as uncharacterized. The transcript has a single exon. The coding region runs from base 107 to 367 and encodes 86 amino acids. NCBI's taxonomy places the organism in Eukaryota, Metazoa, Arthropoda, Insecta, Diptera, Drosophilidae. The record is from RefSeq and is a predicted model, not a curated record.